AUGUCGAAAUGGGGCUAUUGUGGAACGGGACCAGAUUAUUGUGGUGCUGGUUGUCAAGCAGGUCCAUGUACAGGAACU
Molecule: messenger RNA, 78 nt
Organism: Rotaria sp. Silwood1
Lineage: Eukaryota; Metazoa; Rotifera; Eurotatoria; Philodinida; Philodinidae
Source: the annotation of a GenBank genome assembly